AUGCCUGCCAAGAUGCCUGUUGCCUACCCCUCCGAGGUUGAGCCCCUCGACUCGAGAGACUCGGGCUACUCCAGUGGCUCCAGUGAUGAAUAUACCCCGGAGAUUGUCUUCACCAAGCCUCAUCUGCAGUUCCUCAACAGACAGUUGCAAUUCCUCGAACCUCAAGAUGUCCUGAGAUGGUGUGUCACAUCACUGCCUCAUCUCUUCCAGACCACGGCCUUUGGCCUCACUGGUCUGGUGACCCUGGACAUGCUCUCCAAGUUGAACGUGCCUCGCCCGCAGAUGGUCGACCUGGUCUUCCUUGACACGCUCCACCACUUCCGUGAGACGCUGGAUCUGGUCGACCGGGUCCGUGCCAAGUACCCCCUGGUCAACGUCCACAUCUACAAGCCUCAGGGCGUCGAGUCCGAGGAGGAGUUUGCCCAGAAGUACGGUGGCCGCCUCUGGGAGACCGACGACCAGUUCUACGACUGGGUGGCCAAGGUCGAGCCCGCCCAGCGGGCCUACCGCGAUCUCAACGUCCACGCCGUCCUCACGGGUCGCCGUCGCAGCCAGGGCGGCAAGCGUGGGGACAUGGACAUCAUCGAGGUCGAUGAGGCCGGUCUCAUCAAGAUCAACCCGCUCGCCAACUGGUCCUUCGAUCAGGUGAAGCAGUACAUCCAGGACAAUGAAGUCCCCUACAAUGUCCUCCUCGACCGCGGCUACAAGAGCAUUGGCGACUACCACUCCACCCAGCCGGUCAGCGCCAACGAGGAUGAGCGGUCGGGUCGCUGGAAGGGCCAGCAGAAGACCGAGUGUGGCAUCCACAACCCCCGAUCCAAGUACGCCCAGUUCCUGAUGGACAUGGAGCGCAAGCGUCAGGAAGAGGCCCUGUCUCAAAUGCAGCCUUCCCUCACGACCACCGCACAAUAG
Molecule: messenger RNA, 912 nt
Organism: Aspergillus campestris IBT 28561
Lineage: Eukaryota; Fungi; Ascomycota; Eurotiomycetes; Eurotiales; Aspergillaceae
Gene: met16
Product: phosphoadenylyl-sulfate reductase (thioredoxin)
Exons: 2
Coding region: 1-912 (303 amino acids)
Cellular component (GO): cytoplasm
Molecular function (GO): phosphoadenylyl-sulfate reductase (thioredoxin) activity
Source: RefSeq, a predicted model, not a curated record